UUAGGGCGGGACUUGAGCCCGGAAGCGGCGGAUUGCGAGUCCGACACGCGGACCACUCGACCACACUGCCCCCCAUUGUUUCUAAGCGUGACAAAUCAUUGUAACUUACAAAUAGUUCCUUAAAGCGGUCACUCUCCUAAUUAUCAGAAAUUUCGCAGACGUAGGCGAGCGAGACGAAUGAGUGGUAUGAGUGAGACUUAUAGUACAGAAAUAUACUUUCAGAUCUACUGCUAUUUACAACAAAGUACCAGUAGUUGGUAAAGCCAUUGUACCAUCAACUGCCAAAACCAGUAUUUCGUAUGUAUCACAUUUUUCAUUUGUAAAAGAGAUUAUUCAUACCUUAAUUUUUUUUUUCUUUUACCUUUGUAUUGCAAUAUGUUUGGGAAUUUAGCUUCAACCUGCAAGGGAGUUUAUGGUAGUCAAACGUCAACCAUGAGUAACCUGGUGACAUUAAACAUCGAUUGAAAACCAGUGACCGUUCGUUGUUACGAAGAAAUCAGUGGAUGCGGUGAUGGGGGAUGGACGCCGGUCAUGAAAAUCGAUGGCAACAAGAAUACCUUUCAUUAUGACUCACAUCAUUGGACUGAUAAGAACGAAUACAACUCUCCCAACGGACAAACUGGGUUUGACAACAAAGAAACUAAGCUGCCGACUUUCUGGAACACGCCUUUCUCUAAGAUAUGCCUUGGUAUGAAAAUUGGCCACCACACCAACUUCAUUGCCAUCAACAAGCAGGCCGACUCUCUGCACUCACUGAUCGCUGAUGGGAAAUAUCGCAACACGUCACUGGGUCGAGACACUUGGAAGGCACUUAUUGGUUCAAGGGGCUCCCUGCAGCCCCAAUGUAACAGGGAAGGCUUUAAUACUGUGUCUGAAAGAAGUGAUCAUUCUAGAGCAAGAAUCGGAAUACUUGGUAACAAUGAAAAUGAGUGCAGAAGUUGUGAUUCCAGAAUUAGGUUCGGUACUGCGGGGAAACCUAAUAAGGCUAUCACGUGUGGAAAUGCAGCCUCCAGGCAGUAUGAGUCGGACAAUGGAGAAGCAAAAAUCAGAGCAAUGGGGUACAUCUUGGUGCAGUAAAAAGGUACCACCCGGGAAAGAUACCACAAAGCAAUAAAAAAAUGUUACAUUGAUGGAACUUUAAACUCCCGUCACUCAUUACUACAGCUGUACAUGAGUCAGUUAUUAAUUAAUGGCUGAUUCAUCAAUUCAAUCCACUUGAAGGACUCAAUAAGCACAAUUUCUUCAAAUGAUCCAAACAACUCAAAUGACAUGAAUUGCCUCAAAUGACCAAAUCAUGGUCAAUAUUCUGUGGAGCCCAGGUUCAAAGACGCUCCGUCCGCGGAUUUGGACCCCCAACAAAACUUAGUGAAAAUAUCGUCCUGAGCGAAAGAGCUGAGGGUUAAGGUCUAGGGUUUAGGGUUAGGACUACAUGAUACAAACGACGCUUAAAGGAGAGUUUGAUAGGUCGUUCAAUUCUGCGAAGGGGUGUUUAUAUCCGCCAGCGGACUUGGACCGGGGGUUUAAAUCCGCCACCUGUGACACCGGAAACGAGCUAUACAUUAGCGUUUCCCUGGAGCAAGAAAACAGUCGACGAAGAUCGUGUUUUCUUGACGUUAACCAUUAGUAAUUCUGUGUGAAAACGCUCUGAAAAUGCAGCGCUCUUGUUUUUAUGAAAACUACAAAAAGCUGCAGGAAAACAAUGCAAGCUGUUUACGAGUGUUUCCACAGAGCACGAAAACAAGAGACGAACACCAAAUCUUUAUUGCUUAAUCACGAUAAUGAGUAAUUCUGGGAGAACGGCAUCGUUCGUGUGCUCGAGAAAAUUAGAAAAAGACUUCCGUUUGAACAAGCUAUAUUAGAACUAGCAGAGUCGCGCAAUCAAAUUCAUUAUACGUAAGCGUGCUCAAAAUCCCGAUAGUGCAC
Molecule: messenger RNA, 1923 nt
Organism: Stylophora pistillata
Lineage: Eukaryota; Metazoa; Cnidaria; Anthozoa; Scleractinia; Pocilloporidae
Source: RefSeq, a predicted model, not a curated record